ACAUGUGAUCACGGAGGUGAAUCUGACCCAUAUGGGUCUAGCAGGAACACUGAAUGCUCUCAACUUCUCCGCCCUGUCAUCACUUACCAGUCUCAACCUCACGUUCAACGAGCUCUAUGGAAGCAUCCCUCCCACCAUAUCUGCUCUUUCGAAACUCACCUCUCUUGAUCUCUGCACUAAUAACUUUACAGGAACAAUUCCACUACAGAUCAGCUCUCUGACAAAGCUCAACUCCUUCAAUCUUAGUGAGAAUCAGAUAAGCGGUUCCAUCCCUCCUUGGAUAAGUAAUAUGACAAGGCUUAACUUCUUAUACCUACACCGAAAUAACCUUUCAGGUACCAUCCCUAAGGAAUUAGGAAGGCUUAGGAAUCUCUUGGAGUUGAAAAUCUACACCAACCAUAUAACAGGUUCCAUCCCUCCCACUUUGGGAAAUUUAACCCGGCUUCAAUUAUUGAAUUGCUACAACAAUGGGAUAACUGGCUCCAUCCCUCCUAAAUUAGGGAAUCUCGUAAACUUGGUUUAUUUAAGCAUGGGUAAUAACAGUCUGACAGGUUUCAUCCCUCUUAGCUUGGGAAACUUGACCAAGCUUAACUGGUUCUUUCUUUGGGGUAAUCAUCUCUCAAGCUCCAUUCCUUCUGAAAUAGGAAAUCUAGCAGAGUUAACUAAGCUAGAACUCUCACAAAACAAUUUAACAGGUUCCAUCCCCAGUUGGUUAGGAAAUUUGACCAAGCUUAAUAUUUUGUACCUUUGGGAUAAUCAUCUCUUUGGAUCAAUUCCUCAUGAAAUAGGAAAUCUAGUGAAGUUAACUGGGCUAUCACUCCGACAAAAUAGUUUAGCAGGUUCCAUCCCCACUAGCUUAGGAAAUUUAACCAAGCUUGAGUUCUUGUACCUAUUUGAAAAUCAGAUCUCUGGACCAAUUCCUCAUGAAAUACAAAAUUUGGUAAGCUUGACAGAUUUGAAAAUCAAUAACAACCUUUUAGAUGGUUCAAUCCCUACUAGUAUCAAAAAUUUAACCAAGCUUGAAACCUUGUGCCUCUUUGAAAAUCAGAUCUCUGGAUCAAUUCCUCAUGAAAUACAAAAUCUGGUAAGCUUGAGAGAUUUGAAAAUAUAUACCAACCUUUUAGAUGGUUCAAUCCCUGCUAGUAUCGGAAAUUUAACCAAGCUUGAAAUCUUGUCCCUCCAUGAAAAUCAAAUCUCUGGCUCGAUCCCUCCAUCUUUUGGAAGCUUAACCAACCUUAAUGAUUUGCGCUUAUUCAACAAUCGACUAUCUGGUUCUUUGCCUCAGGAAUUUAACAAUAUUACAAAUUUGAAAUUUUUUGAGUUGUCGAACAACAGUUUUUCUGGCCAUUUACCCCAUGACAUAUGCAAAGGAGGAGUUCUAUAUCAUCUCUCUUUGAGCAACAACCAUUUUGAAGGUCCGAUUCCCAAAAGCUUGAAAAAUUGUACAAGCCUAGGCAGAGUCCGACUUGAGCAGAACCAACUAUCCGGAGAUAUAUCUGAAAAUCUUGGAGUGUAUCCACAUCUAUGGUACAUCGAUUUAAGCUUCAACAGACUAUCUGGUAAUCUCUCACCAAAUUGGGGUGGAUGUUAUAAUUUGUCGCUCUUAAGAAUCUCCAGCAACAAGGUUACAGGAAGCAUACCAGUAGAACUCGGAAAUUUGACUCAACUACGAAAACUUGACCUUUCCUCAAAUUAUCUAUCAGGAGAGAUUCCGAAGGAUCUGAGCAAGUUAACUAAUCUAUAUAACUUGACUUUGAGCAACAACCAACUUGUUGGAGAAGUAUAUCCAGAAUUCGGGGAACUAUGUAAUUUGGAGAUUCUUGAUCUGUCAGCAAAUCAACUAAGAGGAAGGGUACCAGAACAAUUAGGUAACUGCAUGAAACUUUAUUCACUAAAGCUUGGAAACAAUCAUUUUAAUGGAAGCAUUCCCUUUCAAAUUGGAAAUCUAGUAAACCUGCAAGUCUUCCUGGAUCUAAGCCACAACUCAUUCACUGGAGAGAUACCAUCACAAUUUGGCAAACUGGAUAAGCUAGAAGUUCUGAACCUAUCACACAAUGAGUUGACUGGUUAUGUUCCAUCUUCUCUGAGUGAUAUGAUAAGCUUGUCAUCUGUAGACUUAUCAUACAAUGAAUUAGAAGGCCCACUGCCCAACAACAUAAUUUUCCAGAAUGCACCAGUGGAGUGGUUCACCCACAACAAGGGCUUGUGUGGUGCAGUGAAAGGUUUGCCUUCAUGUGGCUCGUUUACAACCAGCAAAGAUGAUUCAUAUAAGCACCACAAACUUCUCUUGUUAAUUAUUGUUCCUAGUCUCUUAUUUCUAUUUAUUGUAUUUGCUUUAAUAUUUAUGAGAAGGAAGAAAUAUACAAGAAAUGAUGCAAGUAUUGAAGUAGGUGUAUUCUCUAUUUGGAACUUCAAUGGAGAAGACACAUACAAUGACAUCAUUCAAGCAACAGAGGAUUUUGAUGCCAAGUACUGCAUUGGCACUGGAGCAUUUUCCAAUGUUUACAAAGCAUUGCUGCCAAGCGGCAAGUUGGUAGCUGUGAAGAAAUUUCAUCCAUUAGAAAUUGAAGACUCACCAAGCAAGCAAACUUUUUGGAACGAAAUACGGGCACUAACCCAGAUCCAACAUCGGAAUAUUGUGAAGCUUUAUGGUUUUUGCUCCAGUGCUCAGCAUAAGUUUCUCAUUUGUGAAUACAUGGAGAGAGGAAGCUUGGCAAAUAUUCUCCGAAGUGAAGGUGCCACUGAAUUGGAUUGGUCUAAGAGAGUGGAUGCUGUAAAACAUAUUGCUCAUGCUCUAUCAUACAUGCACCAUGAUUGCGCUCCGCCAUUAGUGCACCGAGACAUAACAAGCAAUAAUAUUCUACUUGAUUCAGAAUACAAGGCUUGUAUUUCGGACUUCGGUAUUGCUAGACUUGUAAAGCCUGAUUCAUCUAAUUGGAGUAUGCUUGCAGGCACACGAGGAUAUUUGGCCCCAGGUAUGCUGCAAUUCCAUUUUUGUAAUGUAAGAACAAUGGCCUUACAAAUUUGUUUAUCUUUUUUAAAACAUUGUUCAAGAUAUGUUAAGAGCAUCCUUAGGUUUACCUCUAUAGAAAAAAAAGGUAUAACAUAGCUAUGACUAUGGUAACUUAUCAAUGCAUUACACA
Messenger RNA from Phoenix dactylifera (date palm), 3143 nucleotides. The record is from RefSeq and is a predicted model, not a curated record. NCBI's taxonomy places the organism in Eukaryota, Viridiplantae, Streptophyta, Magnoliopsida, Arecales, Arecaceae.